AUGGAGCUCGUCUCAUGCAUUGCCAUGUGCCUCGCGUUCGCCUUGCUCCUCCCUUCCCACGUCACAGCGACGGCGCCAACCGGCACGGUAGAGCGGGAGACCAAGCAGCAGAUUCUGGCGAGCAUCCCGCCGCACUGGGAGGAGAACCCCGUGUUGUUCCUGACGUCGCCGUCCGGCAAGUACGCCGCCUACUUCAUGCGCAGCCAGACCGCGCCGGGCGCGGGCGGCGUCGGGGCCGACUUCUGCUACGUUGAGGUCCUCGACACCACGGCGCCGGGAGCGGAGGGCCGGAGCGUGUGGGAGUCGGAGUGCCUGGCGGUGAGCACCGUGAACACGUGCGCGCUCGUCUUCUCGUGGAAAGGGCUGCAGCAGCAGCAGCAGGGUUCUUCCAUCAUGGGUUCUCGGCUGGUUCUUUUCGGUGCUCUCGCUCUGCUCCUGGCCGGCAGCUUCGGUGCGGCCCAGGCGGCGCCGGCCGUAGUGGUUGGCUCCGUCAAGUGCCUGGAUUGCUCCCCCGACGACGUCAGUGCUGAAGAUGCCCUCAAAGGGCUCCAGGUAGCCAUCAAGUGCAGGUCCGGCGCCGGCGAGACCUACGAGACGCAGACGGUCGGGCAGCUCGACGACAAGGGCGCCUUCAGCGUCCCCCUCCAGGCAGGCCUCCUGCGCGAAGACGGCGAGCUGGACCGCGACUGCUUCGCCCAGCUCCACAGCGCGCCCGACACGCCGUGCGACGGGCCGGCGCCGCCCAGGAUCGCCCCAGCCAAGUCCACCACCCAAGGUGUCGCCGACGCCGCCAACACCUACCUCGCGGUCGCCGAGGACACGGUUUUCUCGCCGGUCGCGUGCGCGUGCAAGAAGAAGAAGAAGCACUUCAUGGUCGGCCCGCCGCCGCCGCCCCCGCCGAGGCCGGAGCCCUCAUACGGUACCCCGACGCCGACGCCGACGCCCACUCCCACGCCGUCCUACGGUCCUCCUUCGACGCCCAAGCCGCCCGCGCCCGAGGACGACCCGAAGCCGUUCUUCCACAAGCACCCCAAGAUGAAGAAGAUGAUGCACAAGAAGAAGCCGUGCCCGCCGCUCGGGGAGGAGGACAAGCCCAAGAACUGA
Molecule: messenger RNA, 1104 nt
Organism: Triticum turgidum subsp. durum (durum wheat)
Lineage: Eukaryota; Viridiplantae; Streptophyta; Magnoliopsida; Poales; Poaceae
Source: the annotation of a GenBank genome assembly